CACGCGCUUGCUACGCUGCGUUGUGACUGGUCUGCCGGGUAGUCCAAACGGCUGCCCUUGCAGGUGGAUUUAGGAGGCGUGUUGUCAGGGCAACUCCCCAAACAACAAAGAACUCCCGAAACGGGGAAACAAAGGACGUCACCUUGAAUUUACCUGCAUCAUCAACCAACUUCGACCACGACACUCGAUAAUUCCUCGACACAAGCAUAAAGAAAAAAGGAAGGUAAGAAAUUUCGUUAGAGAAAAGAAGUUUCGCUCUUUGCUUUCUUUUUUGAAUUAUUCUUGAGGAAUUUGCACUACUUUCUUCAUUGAUCGAGCGUCGAGUUUCCUCUUAUUUGUUUUAUUUUGUUUAUCAUUCUGUCUCUGACGACAUAUUACCCGACCACGACCCGUUUUUGGCAACAAUACAAAGUACUGAAUACUACUGCAACAAUAAAUACACCAUCUACGAUACCCGGCAAUUACAAAAAAGGGACACAAAAAAGAGCAGAGUCUAGGAGCAACUGUGACUCGAAGCGCAAGAAAGGCAGAAAACUGAUCUGCUCUGGCUGAUUCGUUACCAAAGCUUGGCACUGCGAAUUCUUAUUCAUCAUGGCGGAUAAUGGACAGUCCUCGAUCACUGUUGCAGUACGCGUACGGCCAUUCACACUCAGGGAGGCGGCUCAAAUACAUAGAACAGACGACAGCACAUUGUUUCUUGGAGACGCUUCCUUGGCUGGCGCUCCUCCGCCACCGAAGCUACACCAAAGAGGUAUCCGCAAUGUGAUCAAAGUAAUGGACGAGCGCUGUCUCGUAUUCGACCCCCCUGAAGAUAACCCUGUUCACAAAUUCUCCCGAUCUGUUGUUCCUGCCUCCCGUAGCAAGGUAAAGGACCAGGUCUUCGCCUUUGACCGCGUCUUUGACAGCAACACAACACAAUCCGAUGUUUACGAAGGCACAACAAAAGCUCUUCUGGACAGCGUUCUCGAUGGAUAUAAUGCAACUGUUUUCGCUUACGGCGCUACUGGGUGCGGCAAAACCCACACGAUUACCGGCACAGCGCAACAGCCGGGGAUCAUUUUCCUUACCAUGCAAGAGCUCUUCGAGAAGAUUGAAGAACGAAGUCAAGAAAAAUCCACUGAACUGAGCCUGAGCUAUCUUGAAAUCUACAAUGAGACGAUUCGCGACUUGCUUGUACCUGGCGGGAGCAAGGUCGGCCUCGCGCUCCGUGAAGAUAGCAACCAGGCUGUUUCAGUCUCCGGUCUCAGCAGUCAUCAUCCCAAGGACGUGCAAGAAGUGAUGGACAUGAUUGUUCAGGGCAACGAGUAUCGAACCGUCUCUCCUACAGAAGCCAACGCUACAUCUUCAAGAUCGCACGCUGUUUUGCAAAUCAACAUUGCCCAAAAGGACCGCAACGCCAGCGUCAAUGAGCCCCAUACAAUGGCUACCUUGAGCAUUAUCGAUUUGGCUGGCUCUGAGCGUGCAUCCGUGACGAAGAACCGUGGUGAACGUUUGACAGAGGGUGCCAACAUCAACAAGUCGCUCCUAGCUCUUGGUAGCUGUAUUAAUGCUCUUUGUGACCGCCGCCAAAGGGCACACGUUCCUUAUAGAAACAGCAAGCUUACACGCCUACUCAAGUUUUCGCUUGGUGGCAAUUGUAAGACGGUCAUGAUUGUGUGCGUUUCACCCUCCAGCGCGCACUUUGACGAAUCCCAAAACACCCUGCGGUACGCUAACCGCGCGAAGAACAUCCAGACCAAGGUCACGCGUAAUGUCUUUAAUGUUAAUCGCCAUGUCAAGGACUUCUUGGUCAAGAUUAAUGAACAGAUGGCGCUCAUUAAUGAACUGAAAGCGCAGCAAAAGGAUUCUGAGAAGAUCUUUUUUGUCAAGUUCCAGAAGCAGCACGAGAAGCGAGAUGCAACUGCGAGAGAAGGCAUCCAGCGCCUCCGCGCGGCAUACGACAACUGUGCAGCUGAGCGUCAAGAGCGUAUCAACAUCAUGAAGAAGCUCAAGGUUUUUGAGCGUCGUAUUGCCAUGCUUGCUGCCUGGAUUGCAGCCUUUGACACUGUCUGCGAACAGCGCGGCAACGAAGAAGGCAGCAUGCCCCAAAAUCUGAGCGCGGUUCGCAAGACUGCUAACGGCAUCUUGAUUGAGCUGGAGGCCAGCCGACAUCAUAUUCACCAGAAGCUCGACAAAUCUACCUGGGAGCACCAUAUCGACACUGCUCUAAGCCAUAGCGUGAAGCAGCUUGAGGGUAUGGAAGGAGCGGAUACCGGCGAGACUAAUACUCUUAACCGUGAGGCCGAGCUCCUCAAGGCUAACUUUACUCGGGAGUCGUACCGCGAGGUUCUGGAGCAAGAAAAGUUUGGAGACGCCAGCAUGAUGCAAACUCUUUUGACUGCGCAGUUUGAGAUGCUGGCUUCCAUGGCAGACACUCUGACUAUGGAUGAAACUAGUGCUGUUGCCCGAGCUAAGCAGAUCAUCAACAAGUUGCUACAGGUGGGGUUUGAUGCUGCCUCACAAGUCGUCAAGCCAGCUGGAGGACAAUCUACUGGCGAAUCCUUUUCGACUUCGUUUUCUUCGUCUAUGCGAGUCGCUCCCAAGCGCAAGACAUCUUCUAUCAAUCCAGCUGUUGCUCCGGCUGCCUCCAAGACUAUUGAGGCACCGGCCCUUGAACUUGUGCAGGAGCAUAUUAUGAUGAGCCCUUUGAAGGCAUCGCCUAGACGGCGCAAGGUCUUGGGCACAGCCAAGAAGGGUGUUGUUUUCACUCCUGUGAAGAAGACAAAGCAACAGCGCGGAGUCCGCUGGAGAGAUGAUGAAGAGGAGGAUGGUACGCUGGCUGACUUCGAAAAGACGCCACAGAUGCACAAGAUGGGCGGCAUCUUUGACAGCCCUGUGAACGACAAGCGUGGUCAAGUGUCUUCCCCAUUCCCCAAGGCUGCUGCUCCCCGACCCGACGAGGAGGAAUCUUUCCUGGAGGAGUCCACGCUGGUCUUGGAGCCUGCCCCCGAUGCUGCUACCCUGGCUGGUGCCAAAUCGGGCCGCUUCCAGGCCGGGUUCCUAUCCAAACCCCGAGCGUCUCCUACGGGCAGCUCUCCAAGCAUGCUGUCGCCUCCCAAAUUUAGCCUAAACCUCUCUUCGACUACGGAUUCCAGCACCACGUCGCCUCUUCGAUCGCUAGAUGUUAAGCAAACUGGAAAUAUGUCGCCACCUCCCAUUCCACGCAGUGCGGCUGCACCUCACACUUCGCUUGAGACAAUUUUGGAUGAGAACUGUCCGCCAAUGUCAGGAUCCGGUUCUGGAUCCGACUCAGAGUCGAACGGUGUUGACCAGAAGAAGCUUCGCAGUGCGAUGCAUUCGGCUAAGAAGGAGACUACUCGUAGAGCAAGCGCGCUUACUUUAACAGCGUCCAAUGGGCGCCGUGUUUCUUCUGCCGGAGUUGCUGGUGACCGAGCUAGCCGUCCGAGCAUGCCGACUACUCUAGCUAGCAGCACAAGCGGAAUUUCGCGUCACCGUCGAGGCAGCCUGGACCGCAAGAAGAGCCCGAUGGUCUGCUCGCCAGCGGACUUGAGGAAGCCUGGCUCCCUGACAGCUAGCCAAGCCCGUCGUAUGAACUUGUCAGCGGCAGCCAAGGGCAAUGCGGCUGAUGGGAGCCCUUCUGAAGCUGGCGGUCCACGCCGUGUUACGGUCAGUGUUGGAAGCACGAUGUUGAAGCGUCAGGAGAGCCGUGGGACUAUGCGAUGAUGUAGACGGUGGUGUGGUGCUAUGAAAAACUAAACUAAUGUCCGUCGUUGCUGUUGUGUAUAUUGGGGUUGAUGGCUGAAGCCGCUGUUUGACAUUGCAUUUGGAUUAUAGCUCCUUGACUGAGCUUGUAUUUUAUUCUUUACUAGAUUGGCUUGCCACUGUGCAACGCUGUUUAUGAGCAAUUGACUGAUGAUACUUUUAUGG
This is a messenger RNA of [Torrubiella] hemipterigena, 3927 nucleotides long. Lineage: Eukaryota; Fungi; Ascomycota; Sordariomycetes; Hypocreales; Clavicipitaceae. The record is from the annotation of a GenBank genome assembly.